Molecule: messenger RNA, 1792 nt
Organism: Mizuhopecten yessoensis (Yesso scallop)
Lineage: Eukaryota; Metazoa; Mollusca; Bivalvia; Pectinida; Pectinidae
Product: sodium- and chloride-dependent glycine transporter 1-like
Exons: 11
Coding region: 545-1714 (389 amino acids)
Biological process (GO): sodium ion transmembrane transport
Cellular component (GO): membrane
Source: RefSeq, a predicted model, not a curated record
AUGCACAUAGGAAACAUGAUCUCUGUUACAUUAUUGAUGUCGCCAGCUUAAGAUCAGUAUUCUUUCUCUCGUUCACAUGAUUCUUGAAGGUAGCAGCUUAUCGAAUAUACAUAUUUUUAAAAAACUUAUCCUAUAUGACACAAAAAAAGUCACAAUACAUUAAAUUGCUCUUCCAGGCAUUGGCUACUCAAUGACCCUGAUGACUAUGAUAUGUACGUGGUACUACGGGCUGAUCGUCGUCUGGGUGCUAAUGUAUCUGGGUUACUCCUUCUACCCGACCCAGCCCUGGGCUACUUGUGACAAUGACUAGAACACGAACGAGUGUGUUGUACUUCGGUUGGGGCUCCAGGCAGCAAAUAACACACCUAGGAACAACGCCUCUUACCUUCUCAAUAUAUCCUCAGCUGAGGAAAGCCUCGACUUCUACCCAACGGCGGCCACCGAGUUUUGGAGAUACAAGUUACUGAACGCGUCUACUGGAAUAGACGAUUGGGGGAUUCCCCAGUGGCACAUCAUACUGGCCUUGUUCUUCUCUUAUGCGUCCAUGUUCCUUUGCAUCGUAAAAGGAGUUAAUUCCGUCGGAAAGGUUGUAUAUGUUACUGCGAUCGUCCCGUUCGUUCUACUACUUGUGAUCCUAGUGCAGAGUCUGUGUCUAGAGGGAUCCUUAGACGGGGUGCUGCUCUACCUCAAACCUGACUUCUCUAGGCUGCUGCACUUCCAGGUAUGGCUAGAAGCGGCCCUACAAGUUUUCUACUCUCUAGGACCGGCUUGGGGUGGAAUAAUAACUAUGGCCAGUUUCCACAAGUUCCAUGGCAACUGUCUCAGGGAUGCCAUUCUCUUUGUAAGUGUGGAUGCCGUCGCCAACUUCCUAUGUGGUCUGGUCGUGUUCUCAAUCCUUGGAUUUCUGGCUCGGGAAGCUAACGUAACCAUCAUGGAGCUAGCAGAAUCAGGUCCCGGCCUGGUGUUCUUGGUAUAUCCCGAGGCUCUAACCCGCCUGCCUAUUCCACAACUGUGGGCCGUCAUGUUCUUCUUCAUGCUGUUUACUGUAGGACUCGACAGUCAGUUUGGUAUGCUGGAGGCAGUAAUAAGUGGACUCACGGACAGAUUUCCGAAAACCUUGCGUAAGAGGAAAACUCGCGUCUUACUGGCAGUGUUUGUGCUCUUCUUCCUGACCAGUAUCAUAUUUUCAACACAGUCAGGGGUAUACAUUUUCCAGCUUGUUGACUGGUACGAGUCCACGUUCUGUAUCUUCAUGACGUCAUGUCUAGAGUGUGUUGUGAUUGGCUGGUUGUACGGAGCUGAACGCUUCAGCAGAGAUAUACAGAUAAUGACUGGGUCCCCAAUACCGGUAUUUAUACGGAUAUCCUGGUGUAUUGUCACCCCUCUAGUUAUGAUGCUUGCGUUCAUUGCUGUGCUAGUGAACUUUGACCGUCCUGUGUACAAGGGUUACGAAUACCCAGAAUACAUAGAUAUCGUCGGAAUCCUAAUCGGCCUUGUCUCCGUCCUACCGACUCCGGUCAUCGUCCUGAAGCGACUGGUCAAACAGCGCGGCUCCCUUACACAGAGGCUGAUGAACUCGAUAGUGCCACCAGGAGACUGGGGUCCCAAUGACGACCGUGUGCAUCAUACCUAUACAAUGUACAAGUACAACAUGUCAUUCUGGCAAAUGGCAAAGGUCAACAUAACAGGGAGACCUACAAAACCAGAGACUUGAUUCGACAUUUUAAGUAUAAAGUUAACUAUGUAGAAUAGAACAAUACCGCCUGUAUAAUGACUUCUUGAGAAUGUUAUC